AUGGACUUCGCCACCCUCGGGCGUGCGCCUGUGCAGGCCGUGCGGAUUUCGCUCGGCGGACGGCGGGUCACGUCGCGCGACCUGCAAAUCGUCGAAGCGACGGAUGAGCUACUGAACCUCUCCCUGGGCGAAGACGAUGACGGGAGCAAUGAAGGAGCUGAAGAAGAGGGCCGGAUGGGGCCGGAUAGGGGCAAGGGCGGGAUGAAGCCGAGUGUUAGCUUGCUGAGGGGAUUUGAGGCGACUAUUCCGAGCGCGGAGAAGGGCAAGAGCCGAAGGCGGCAAGCACGGAGUGUGGACACGCCGAAGAUGGGGUUGAAGCGCUUGGGAAUGAGUGCACGGGGUAUGCUGGCGGAAGACGAGGAGAGGGAGAGCGUGGCGAGCGAGGAGGACGUGGUAAUUGUCGGGCGGAAGCGCGGCGUGAGACCGAAGCAGAAGAGGAAAGGGAGGGAGAGCCUAAGUGCAAUGAAGACGCUGGGGAAGGAGGAGCUCACCAGGCAGACCGAAGAAAUCUUGCGGGAUAAGGAGAACAUUCACGUUCGACGCAGUCUGAUCAACAACGACAUUGCGGAAAUCACGCACAAGAUUGAAACGCUGGACGCGUUGCGCUCCAAGCUCGAGAAGGACCUGCUCAAGCUGCAGGAAGAUGAGCUCGAGCUCGACGAUGAGUUGCAAGGGGUUCAGGAGAGGCUGGAGUUUGAGGAAACUGCCCGGCGACCACCAGCAGUCCCUGCUCAGGCGGCGCCGACCCCUCAUAUAGCCCAGAGCUCGAGACGACGCAAGGGUCCCGCAUUCUUACCCUCCGAGCACGAUGAAUUACCUCCUGGGACCCUCCAAGGGCACGAGACGCCCAUCACCGCCCUCGACUUCUCCGAGCCGUACGGUACGCUCGUCUCCGCCUCUGCCGACGACCCUCACCCGCGCGUCUGGGACCUGCUCUCUGGCACGGUGCUCGGCCGGCUCAGCGGGCACAUCGACACCGUUAAGUGUCUGCAGGUCGAGGACCAUGUGUGCCUGACCGGCGCCGCAGACGGAUCCGUGCGUUUGUGGGAUCUGCGGCGCGUAGGCGAUGACGAGGCGGAGGAGGACGAAUGGGAGCGCGAGGGGACGGUGCUCAGCCUGAGCGAUGUCGCGGAGGAGGAGGGCGAAAGUGAGUUCGGCGAGUUCGGGGAGGUGGUCCGGAGGGAGACGAACAGCAAUGGAAAGGGUAAAGCGAAGGCGAAGGUCGCCGAACAGGAGGAGGCGGGCCCCUGUGUGAGAGUGCUCGAGGGGCACACGAAAGCCGUGACGGCGCUCUACUUCGAGGACGACUGCCUGGUUACGGGUGCGUCAGACAAGACACUCCGCCAAUGGGACCUCAAGACGGGCCAGUGCGUGAUGACGAUGGACAUCCUCUGGGCGAUCUCGCACCCGCCGCCAUCGGCUUCGCCCGCCUUCAUCGCGCCCUUCAGCGGCCUUGCCGCUGCCGCAGGCAAUUUCUCCGUGCCCAUGCCGCCUGCCGCGGACGGGAGCUGGGACAUGUACACUGACUUCGUGGGUGGGGUUCAGUUCUGGGGCUAUGCGCUCGUGAGCGGCAGCGGGGACGGCGCGGUGAGAAUGUGGGACAUGAGGACGGGCCAACCACAUAGGACGUUGAUGGGGCAUACCGGACCUGUGACGUGCCUUCAGUUCGAUGAGCUUCACGUAGUCAGCGGCAGCCUUGAUAAGUCUGUUCGGAUAUGGGACUUGCGCACUGGCGGCGUGUUCGAGACGCUCAAAUACGACCACGCAGUGACUGCAGUGCAGUUCGACACCAGGAAAAUCUUGGCGGCUACGGGAGAGAACGGCGUCAAAAUUUACAAUCGCACGAGCAUGCAACACUCGACUCUGACGACCAAUGGACACAUUAAGCCCAUGGAGAGGCUGCGGUACAUCGACCGCUACCUCGUCACGGGCGCGCGGGACGCGACGGUCAAGAUCUGGGCGUUGUGA
This is a messenger RNA of Punctularia strigosozonata HHB-11173 SS5, 1968 nucleotides long. Its product is annotated as WD40 repeat-like protein. The coding region runs from base 1 to 1968 and encodes 655 amino acids. The record is from RefSeq and is a predicted model, not a curated record. NCBI's taxonomy places the organism in Eukaryota, Fungi, Basidiomycota, Agaricomycetes, Corticiales, Punctulariaceae. The transcript has 9 exons. Gene Ontology annotation, molecular function: protein binding.